Messenger RNA from Dreissena polymorpha, 5152 nucleotides. RefSeq lists its product as uncharacterized. The record is from RefSeq and is a predicted model, not a curated record. The transcript is spliced from 21 exons. Gene Ontology annotation, cellular component: plasma membrane. NCBI's taxonomy places the organism in Eukaryota, Metazoa, Mollusca, Bivalvia, Myida, Dreissenidae. Gene Ontology annotation, molecular function: protein kinase activity; protein binding; ATP binding. The coding region runs from base 164 to 3547 and encodes 1127 amino acids. Gene Ontology annotation, biological process: signal transduction; protein phosphorylation.
CACGAUUGUAACCUGACUUACCGAUGGAUACUUGUAUGAAUUGCAAUGUUUGGGUAUUUACCGUGUAGAUUGUAGAUAAUUAUGUUUAUUUAGGGAUAGUUCACACUUUUUGCAAUAAAGAUAUACUGAUGUCCAAAUGUAAACUCGUGAACAAGUCGCGUUGAUGAUGACUUCAUACCAUUUGAAUGAUGACGGUUGCCAACGCGUGUUGUCUAGAGCUCACAAUGACCUGAUGGCAAACAUAGAUGUAGACAAAGCGCUAACGUUUCUUGAGGGCUUUCUGAAGAAAGACGACGUGGUUGAUAUCAAGAAUUUAUUCACGAAUAGAGCAAAAUGUCGUGUGUUGAUUAGAGGGAUAUGUAAAGGUGGUGUGAACACCUACAGAAAGUUCAAAGAAUACCUAGUCAGAUACCACAGCGAUUUGUUGAAGAUCCUUGAAAAGCAUGAAGAAGAACCAACUUUGGAGCACCCAGAUAACGAAGUUGUAAAUUCGAGCACACAGAUUACAGACAUCCAUCUACAACGAAUAACACUUCGGAUACACCAUAAUUUUGACCUCUUAUCAGCCAAUUUGAGGAUUGCAGAACAAACCGUAAAACAAAUUAAGAAAGACUACAAUUAUUCUCAUUACGAACAAGUUUAUCAAAUUCUGCGUGAAUGGAAAGAACAAAACAAGUCUGAUGCUACAUAUGGGUUUCUAAUAUCUCAAGUACAGAAGUGUCCUGGACUUCGGCCCUUGAAGUUGUCGGAUUUCGGUAGACAGACACUCGAGGAUGAUGGAGGGCCUCGAAUUGAAGUACUUAAAUCAUACUACGAUGAAUCAAAACAAAUGCAUUUUAUUGUACUGCUUGUGAUGAAACACACAGCUACGGACGAAAACUGGACAUUUUUAGUAGAUCAAUUCAAGUGGUGCAAUGAAGACGGGUUUGCAGCGAAUUGCGAGUGUUUUGUAGUCUACGAACCAGAUGUUGCACCCCAGCCUGGUCCUUUAUUUGUAACCCGGCCUGGUAUCAUUCAGUGUGAUUAUUGUCGAGAAGGAAAUGAACCCAAAGAGAUUUCAAGCCACGUUCAUGACGGCAGACUAGUUGAGCUGCGAAGGGAGUACAUUUCUCAUCUGAAGAUGUGUCUUAGUGCCACGAAUCCAAUUAGUAACGGUGGAUUUGGAAAAGUAUUUAUAACACAUUCUGAAGUUCCCGCAUUUAAGCAGCGAAUAGUUCUUAAGGAGAUCGAUGUUGGAUAUCCGUAUAGAAACAAGGAACUUCUUGGAUAUGUUACCAGCGAGAAGCUCGCCUCACGUAUUAUGCACUUUGGCAUUGUACCACUCUUGGCCUAUCAUGACGACCAUGUGAAUGGGAAGUUUUAUUUUAUUUCACCGUACUUUGUCAACGGUGACUUGUACGAGGCAAUCAAGUCAGACAGAAAUGCUGAGGACAAAAUGAUUCGAAUGCACAUGAAUACCAGGUUGAGAGCGAUGUAUCAGGUCGCGUGCGCUAUCAACUAUAUGCAUACCAAGAAUUCCUUCAGGGGCACUAUUCUGCACAUGGAUAUCAAAUCCAAAAACAUUGUUCUGGACUCACAGCUGAACGCAAGGCUGAUAGAUUUUGGACUUGCCCGCGAGUUGAAGGAAGGAAACUGUUCAGAAACAAUGACAACGGUUGAUGGGACAAAAGGCUAUUUUCCAACUGUACAACACAAAAGACUGACUCAACAACACGACUGCCACAACUUCGGUGUCGUUAUGCGUGAAUUACUAACUGGCCGCAAUCCUCGAGAACUCGAUACGAAUGACCGAGAAAUGCGCAAAUGGCACAACUUUUAUGUAAAAGAACAUAAACAGAAAAAUAUCUGGACAGACACUGAAGUUACCGAACAAAUAGUCAACAUUUCUUACGAAUGCAUAAGAAGUAUUGACGCGAAGGAUGCAAACUAUACAGGGGAUGGAAAAUUUACAUCAAAAGACUUGUAUUCGAAGCUAGAGAAGUUAAUGAGGGUGUCGAAUGAUGUACCAAAGUGGAUGAGCGUGGAAAAUAACCGAUGUGAUAUAUGUCUUUUGAAUGAAUCCGUCCCAGAUGUUCACGCUGAAAUCGACUACUGCCCACACCCUAUAAAGACGUGCUGUGCCUGUAUGCGAAACAGCUACAUCAAUCCUGUCAAAUGUUACGAUUGUGGAAAUGACGUCAAAUCUAUAAUAGGUCACGGAUGGGGGGCUAUAUUAAUUGCUGGGCAUAAACAGAACGGGCAAGAAAUGUUCGACUUAGACAUUAAGCAGUUCGCAGAUGCUAUUACAAAUGUUGUCCUUCCAGCCAUGUGUAUAAGUCGGGAUAACAUAGAAAUUAUUGAUUCGAAUAAAGAAACGCUGAAAGAAUUGUCAGCCAAGAUUGAUAAAGCUUUUGACCGGCUGGACUCGAAAGAUAUACACACUUUGGUAUUUCUUUACUCGGGGCAUAAUCAUGCCAAAGAAGGAUUUUGGUUAGGUGAAAACGAAUACUACAGUAUGGAAAGGAUAAAUAACAAAAUAAAAGAAAGGGAAAAAAUAGAACAAGUUAUCGCAUUUCUCGAUUGUUGCAAAUCAAAACCGAUUGAAGUUCGAACUGAAACGAUUCUGAUACAGUUUAAUGCCUCGGGACAGAAGGACGAUGCAAUAUGCGUACCAAAUGAAGAUAGUUUCUUUACCAAAUACUUGGUCCAAGCUUUCACAAUGAAGGCAUCUGGAGGCGAAUGUAGUUUGCACAAGAGUCACUGUACAAUGAAAGGUGACUUCAUAUCACUUGGAUCUCUCUGGGACUACUUAAAUGAACACAGAGAAGGUCUUAUGCAAAUGAAUACGAGUAUGCAUUUGAAAAAUGUGGAUUGGAGGAGCACCUACUUGGCAUAUAACUACGCAUUUAAAGUGGAAAUUUCUUUCAAUGUCAUCGUUCCACAGUUCUCCUUGUCAAAAAUAAUAAAUGUGACACCAGCGGCCUUGACCGACUUUCAAACUCUUAAAUCAGAGAUUCUGUUUCCGAAAUAUAUUGCUCUUCUUGGUGAGCAUUUUGAAUAUCACGCAACUGCAAAGGAAUUUAAACUUGCAAAGUUGGUAAACGCCUUAGCCAUCGAGGUUGAUUUGGCCUCGAGACACGUCGAUGAGAUAGGCAACAUGAAAACGCUCAUGCUGGCAUGGAAUUCAAAACGAAUGAUACGAUGUAAACUAAGGAAGUGCGAGCGAAUCGAUAAAGGCAAGCCUGUCGUACUCUUGCUAAAGAAAGGUCAGCGUGUCUCUGAAAUGGUGUCUGAAAUCUCUGAUGGAAAGAUGCUCUUUGAUCUAAGAGAAUUGGAUCACAUGAUACAAUCAUUGAAAAAUCAGUUACCAGAAACAAGUGGAGAGUUGUCAGAAGCUCUGAUUGCCUUUAUUAUUGACGUCCAUGCAAUUAGAGAUGAAACACUGUGCAAGGAUACAACGCAAAGAGUUGAAAUCGAAUUCAUUAACAUUUUUGACGACGAAUCCAUUACAUUGGUGUAUUUGGAACUGAAAGGAAUGGAAAUUCGGCUGCAGACUGAACCAAUAUAAGCUGGUAUGAUGGUUAACCAUGUGCUAUGAAUCUAGUGUUAUAUCCAUUAACUAUACUCGUAUUUACACGCAGGAGCUCUUAUUACAGCCUAUGGGUGACUAUAAAUGUGAAGUUAUGCAUAAUUACCACUAUUUAUUUUUAAGUCAUAUGUAUAAUUAAGAGUGAGUUUUGUAUUUCAGUAAUAAUAUGUACCUUAUAUUGUAUAUGCGUCAUUGAACCUUUUACCAGAAUAAGUAUUGUGUUUAAUGAUGAUAUCGGUGCCAGACAUAUUACUUAAUUGUUUUCAUGUCAACUGUGUGUUUUACUAUUGUUCUGACAUUUCUCCGGCUAGUGUUGAUCGUGGUUUAUGUUGUUGUGAAACCAAGAAAUACUCCACAAGGCAUAUUUAAGAAAAACAACUUGAAUAUAUCUGCAACCUGAGCUCUGGAAUGAAAACAUGUUUCGAGAUCAUGUUACAGACUUUGAACACUCGAUGGAUGCCAGCAAGCAAUAUAGCAUCAAAAUAAUGUUCGCAUUUUUUGUGUUCUGGAAAGUACAGGCGACAGAACCAUUCAUUUGUUUAAGAUCCAGGACGUUGAUAUGUUCAUUAAAAUAGACCUUCCCUCACAGCACUGGAAACCUUGGCGGACACAAUCCCCGCACUAUAAUAGUAAAUUGUAUAAGCUACACGGCCAGACAACAGCUUCACAUAGGUAGACGUGAACUGAAGUCACGCAGCGGAUUUGAAAACAUCUUCAUAAAGAACUGACCCAAUACCGUACGCAGCUGUGUUCUGUCGCAUGUGGACUGGCCUAAUGGAAAAAAAAAUGCCUGGUAAGCCGAUGUAAUCUUACCGAUCAGUGUAUCUGUAAACGCCGAAGCGACCAUUAAAUACAUAGGCAGUGAAUCAGAACUUAACAAAUACAAAAUUAUGUAAAUAAAGAACUAAAUUGAUUUCUUGAUCAGUUUUAAUUGAAUUCGUAACUGACCUUAGAUGCACGUAGAUCAUAUUUUAUUGUUAUUUGUCUUAAUGGAGCGGGGCACAAUUGCUUGGAGCCAAGGAAGUCUGAGACUGGUAAAUCAGACUAUGGUAUUCUCGUGGUUUGGUUGUGAAGAGCCCAGUGGCAAUAGAUAUGUACAUAGAUGCCUGAGGUGGAGGACCUUGUCUUCCUUGCCUCGCUUUGUCAUGAUGUAGAUGCGUCGAACGCAACUAGCAAAUACUGACAUUAUAUUAAUAAUGUAUUAAAUUUAAUAUGCAUACAAUGUGAUGUAUUAUAAUUAUAUCAUUAUAUGCACCGUGCGCAUACGGCGGUGCGUAAUUGUGCUACUGAACUACUCUCACAAGUACUUUAUUUUACACCGAAGAAGUCUUUCAAAAUGUAUUUUUGUUUUCCUCAAUCUUCUGCCUUUUAUAGUGCAUUUUUUUGUCACAUCUUUAAUUGAAAUUAUUGUUUAAUAUUUUAAAAACCAAUUAUGUUCGUCUGACAAUAUUCAAUUGAAUGGCUACUGACGGAGAAAAACUAUAGAAGACCUUUUCUUUCGUUCCAUUACCCUGCAAACAUCUACAUGUUAUAUGAAAUUCUAUGUUUAAAAAUGUUUGUUUGAAAUAAAUAUGUUUAAAUUAA